CCUUCCUUCCUUCACCUUCUCGCGUGCCUGCGCCUGUGCGUUUGUGCGAGAUAGAGCGAGAGGGAGGGAGAGAGAGAGAGGGAGGGUCGUUCAUGGGUUUGUUUGUUCUCAUGGCAGAAUUUCAUGCGUCCUUUUCUCGGGCGUGAAAGUUUGGAUUUUUAUCGUUGUAAUGCGGUGAGCCGAUCGGUUUCUUUCUCGUCCAGCAAUGUCCACGGACACUUCCUUCGAAGAAGAUCUGCUUGACCCGUCUAAAUGCAGCAAGUUGAGUGUGGACGAGAAGAGAGAGCUCGUUCACCAUGUGUCCAAGUGGCCAAAUGGUGCCGCCGAAGCACUCCAAGCAUGGAGCCGGCAGGACAUUCUCCAGGUCCUCUGUGCGGAGAUGGGAAAAGAAAGGAAAUAUACGGGUCUGACGAAGCUGAAAAUCAUAGAGCAACUUUUGAAAAUCAUAUCUGAAAAGAAAUUAGGCGCAGCCGAGGCCACAGCGGAGCAAGAACAACAAUCUUCGCCUAGCCCGAGAUCUUUGAAGAGGCAGAGAAAAGCUGAAAAUCCAUCUCGACUUCCGGUUACAUCGACCAAUGUUCCGAUCAACAAUGCUGGUGGUGACACUGGCACUAUUGUAUUUUGCAAGAACUCAGCCUGCAAAGCUACCUUAAGCAGAGAGGACCGAUUCUGCAAGAGGUGUUCAUGCUGCAUAUGUUUUCUGUAUGAUGACAACAAGGAUCCUAGUCUUUGGCUGAUUUGCAGUUCAGAGCCUCCAUCUCAUGGUGAUUCAUGUGGCAUGUCAUGCCACCUUGAAUGUGCUUUGAAACAUGAACAGUCUGGCAUUGCAAUGGAUGGGCGGCAUAGAGGAGUUGAUGGGUGCUUUUCUUGUGUAUCUUGUGGAAAAGUAAAUGAUCUGCUCGGAUGUUGGAGAAAGCAAUUGAUGACUGCGAGAGAUACCAGACGAGUGGAUAUACUAUGCUACCGUGUAGCUUUAAGCAAGAAGCUUCUUAAGGGAACAGAGAAGUAUCGGAAGUGUUACGAAAUUGUCGAUGAGGCUGUGAAGAAGCUUGAGGCUGACGUAGGUCCUCUGACUGGUUUACCUGCAAAAAUCGGUAGGGGAAUUGUUAAUAGGCUUUCGACAGGACCGGAGGUUCAGAAGUUAUGCGCUUAUGCUGUGGAUGCGCUGAACUCCAUGCUUUCUCUCACCAACUUGCAUUCAUCUCCAAUUCCUGCGAGACAAGGCUUGACUUUGAUAGUCCCAGACAUGGUCAGAUUUGAAAAUAUUACCACUACAUCUCUCACUGUGAUGUUGUGUUGCGAAGAUCAUUCACCUGAUGAUUCUCUUCAUUACACCUUGUGGCAUCGGAAAUCAUACGAUGUACAAUAUCCAGAAGAAGCCACAUGCACCCUGGCCCCAAAUAUGAGGUUUAUAGUCUCAGGACUAAAUCCGGACACUGAGUAUUCUUUCAAAGUUGCAGCAUUUGAUGGUACAUGCCAAUCUGGCACAUGUGAAGUUAGGGCUUCGACGAGUGCUGUUGCUGAUGAAGCCUCAGACCAUUCAGUAGCAGAAAGAAGCCAAAGCCCGGCUACAAAUUGUAGUAGCCUUUCCAAUCCUUCAUCGGUGGAAGAUGAAAGUAAUAACAUCGGUACGUGUGACACCAAAAUGGAUAGUCAAUUAAUGAAGCAUCUAUCUUAUGGCAAGGAUUCUGAGAAAUUGGUACCUGAUUCUGCUGUUGAUGGCACAGGAUUACGUCAAGAAGUUGGUCUUAAUGAAGUACCCUUGUUGGAGGAGAACUGUGAUAUGCGGAUCACCGGAUCGUUGCCCCAUAUCCUGAACGAACAAAACAAGCACACACAAGAAGACAGAAUGAUUGAGGCAAUGAACAUUGAUAAUGGGUCGAAUAUUCAUGCUAGGGCUAACAUGGAAUGUGUCCCAUUCGGUGGGAGCUUAGAAUCUGCACUACCCAUUACUCCUUGUAAGCUGGAGACUUCUAGGGACGGACCAGGAAGGAUCGGGAGAUUGAAACCGAGCAACAGAGAUUUGGAAAUUGGGAAUGGGAAAGGAGAUGGUCCGCAAGAUGGAAGUACAUCGAAAAAGCGAAGCAGUGAAAGUCGGGAUGAGGAAUGUGAAGCGAAUGCUCAUUCUGAUAGGGAUUUUGAGUAUUAUGUGAAAAAGAUUAGAUGGCUAGAGUGCGAGGGACAUAUUGAGAAGAACUUCAGGCAGAAAUUUCUUACUUGGUAUAGCUUGAGAGCAACGCCACAGGAGGUAAGGGUUGUGAAGGUGUUUAUAGAUACCUUGAUAGGAGAUCCCAAGUCUCUUGCGGAGCAGCUCAUUGACGCAUUCUCAGACUGCAUAUCAAGCAAAGCGUCGUCCGUUGUGCCGUCUGGGUUUUGCAUGAAGCUCUGGCAUUGAAGUUUCUUUUCAAUGGGGGUUGAUGCUUUUAAUUUUGGAUCCGCUAGAUUUCCCUCACUGAAAUUCUUUGAAUCAUGAUUCUUCAUAUGAACAUUGUUAAAAUUAUUUUUAUCACCAGCAUUUGUUAUUAUGCGAUGCUGUAACAGCGGUAGAAUGCAUUUAAGUAGAUUUUCUUUCGCCUUACAGAACAUUGACAUUAAUCCUACAGUGGUUCCUUUACUUAUCGUGGAGGACAUCUCUUUUCUGAUAAUCCUUCUUGCUA
This is a messenger RNA of Syzygium oleosum, 2657 nucleotides long. RefSeq names its product VIN3-like protein 2. The record is from RefSeq and is a predicted model, not a curated record. NCBI's taxonomy places the organism in Eukaryota, Viridiplantae, Streptophyta, Magnoliopsida, Myrtales, Myrtaceae. Gene Ontology annotation, biological process: vernalization response; epigenetic regulation of gene expression. Gene Ontology annotation, molecular function: protein binding. The transcript is spliced from 5 exons. Bases 206 to 2395 code for a protein of 729 amino acids.